Messenger RNA from Asparagus officinalis (garden asparagus), 1792 nucleotides. Its product is annotated as ethanolamine-phosphate cytidylyltransferase. The transcript is spliced from 9 exons. Bases 121 to 1380 code for a protein of 419 amino acids. Gene Ontology annotation, molecular function: ethanolamine-phosphate cytidylyltransferase activity. Gene Ontology annotation, cellular component: cytoplasm. Gene Ontology annotation, biological process: phosphatidylethanolamine biosynthetic process. The record is from RefSeq and is a predicted model, not a curated record. NCBI's taxonomy places the organism in Eukaryota, Viridiplantae, Streptophyta, Magnoliopsida, Asparagales, Asparagaceae.
UACGGCCUUUAGAAUCCCUAGUUUCUUUCUCUCUCUCUCUCUCUCUCUCUCUUGGCGCGAGCUCGAGAAUUCUCCAGCUAAAAUCGACGAAACGAAACCCUAACCCUAGAUCUCCGAUCCAUGGCGUCGAUCGAGAGAGAAAAGCUCGUCAAGGCUUUCUUCAUCGGCGGCAUUGUCCUCGCCUCCACCGUCGCCGCGAUCCAGCUAGGGCUUGCUCCGGCGAUUCUUCCGACGAUUUGCUCGAGAUUUCGAAAGAAGAAGAAGCCGAUUAGGGUUUACAUGGACGGGUGCUUCGACAUGAUGCACUACGGGCAUUGCAACGCGCUGCGGCAGGCUAGGGCUCUUGGCGAUGAGCUUGUCGUUGGUGUCGUUAGCGAUGACGAGAUCACGAGGAACAAAGGACCACCGGUGACUCCGCUUCACGAGAGGAUGAUAAUGGUAGGUGCCUUGAAGUGGGUAGAUGAUGUCAUUCCCGAUGCCCCAUAUGCUAUCACCGAAGAAUUUAUGCAGAAGUUGUUCAAUGAGUAUGAUAUAGAUUACAUCAUCCAUGGGGAUGACCCAUGCCUGCUCCCUGAUGGCACUGAUGCAUAUGCUCUCGCCAAGAAGGCAGGUCGUUAUAAGCAGAUCAAGAGAACGGAAGGAGUGUCAAGCACAGACAUUGUUGGCCGCAUGCUUCUUUGUGUGAGGGAAAGGUCCCAUGGUGAGAGUCACAAUCAUUCUUCCUUACAAAGGCAAUUCAGCCAUGGGCAUGGCAGUCCAAGAGGCCCAAAAGUUGAGGAUGCUUGGUCUGCUAGUGGAACCCGUGUAUCUAAUUUCUUGCCUACAUCUCGGCGGAUAGUACAAUUUUCAAACGAGAAGGGGGCAGGUCCAGAUGCUCGAGUAGUGUACAUUGAUGGUGCAUUUGAUCUUUUCCAUGCUGGACACGUGGAGAUACUGAGACUUGCUCGAGAACUUGGAGAUUUUUUACUUGUGGGGAUUCACACUGAUCAAACAGUCAGUUCUACUCGAGGUGCCCAUCGUCCAAUCAUGAAUCUUCAUGAGAGAAGUUUAAGUGUUUUGGCUUGCCGUUAUGUUGAUGAGGUGAUCAUUGGUGCCCCCUGGGAGGUUUCAAAAGACAUGAUCACAACCUUUAACAUCUCAUUGGUGGUUCAUGGAACAAUUGCUGAAAACAUGGACUUUUUGAAGGAGAAAUCCAAUCCGUACGAGGUUCCAAUCGAGAUGGGUAUCUACAGACAACUAGAAAGUCCUCUUGAGAUCACAACUAGUACGGUUAUCAAGAGGAUAGUUGCGAACCAUGACGCCUAUCUGAAACGAAAUGAAAAGAAGGAAGCAAGUGAGAGGAAGUACUAUGAGAGUAAAACAUUCGUGUCUGGAGAUUGAUGCUAAGGAAGAUAACAAAGUAGCUCUUCACAUUGAAGACACGAAAGUGCUAACAUUUCUCGUCUGAUACUCUUUUCCUUCAAGCUUCAUUCUGCUAUUGGGAUGAUCCAAGUUUUGCAUUAUUUGUCAAAAUCACAUAGGCACCCUUGGAGAUAUAGCUUAGUGGUAGCCUGUGACUCGGCUGCAAUUAGAAUCUGUCAACUUUCUCCCUUCUUUUUUUCUUGCUUUCCUCUAGCAUUUGUUUGUCAUCUAUAUCGCAAAAUCUUCUAUUUGCAUUCUGUGUUCUUGUGCUUGUACGUUCCUACAUGACCUUUUUUUUUUGACACGAGGAGGCCCAUAUUAUACAAUCCAAUGUAGAAAGAGAUGAUCGUAGACGUUUGAUACAAAUUACCAAUCUCUGGCUUUUUUCAGA